This is a messenger RNA of Gossypium arboreum, 1031 nucleotides long. RefSeq names its product LOB domain-containing protein 24-like. Lineage: Eukaryota; Viridiplantae; Streptophyta; Magnoliopsida; Malvales; Malvaceae. Bases 436 to 891 code for a protein of 151 amino acids. The record is from RefSeq and is a predicted model, not a curated record. The transcript is spliced from 2 exons.
AAGCUAUAUAUGUAUAUAUAUUAUGAUUGUUUUUCCCUUUUUGUUCCCCAGUUAAUUAAAGAACCGUUGGGAAGCUCCAAAGCUUUUUGUCCGCAGAAUUUGAGAAAUCAAAAUAAUAAACAGCAUUAGUGUUUCUUCUAUAAAUUUUCUUCUUGUGGUUUUGUUUAUUUUUUAUAUUCUUAUGAAAUAAAAAAGUUGCCAUACUUUCUUCUAUCCAAGUCCAAGCUCUCUGCAAAUAUGGCAAUCCCCUCCCCCUUAGAGACUUUCCCUUUCAUUUCUCAAUUUUUGAAAAAACUAGCCGUUUCUCUUUUCCGACUGCAAUUCCCUAACCCUUUCGAAUUCCCUUAUAUAUUCUUAACUAUAAUCUUCACUAGAUUUAUUUCCCGAGAACUGAGAUUCGGAAAAUCUUUGUUGGGUUUCAAUAGAUUUUAAGCCAUGAGUUCUGGUCGUUGUGCUGCUUGUAGAUAUUUGAGGAGAAGAUGCACCCAAGAUUGCAUUCUCUCACCUUAUUUUCCCUCUAAUAAUCCCCAAAGAUUUGCUUCUGUUCAUAGAAUCUAUGGUGCAAGUAAUGUCACAAAACUACUUCAGCGACUUCCAACCCAUUUGCGAUCUGAAGCAGCGGAUUCCUUAUAUUUCGAGGCACAAUGUCGGCUUGAAGACCCUGUCUAUGGCUGCGUUGGCCUCAUAUUUCUGUUGCAGCAACAGAUACAUAGUGCAGAGAGUCAGCUAAUUAAGACUCAAGCCGAGAUUGCAGUUAUGAAAUCCCAGACCCAACACCCCCAAACUCAACCAUUCCGAGCAAUAUCCGGUUCCAACAAUUUGUUGCUACAACAGUCGGACAAUGAUGCCAACCUCAUUUUCUCCAACCAAGUUUCUUCUGGGUUUAUUUAAGAUUAAGAUUCCGUGUGUUCAAAUGUGGUGAAUAACACGAAACAAGCUCUAGUCAUCAUGCAGUGAAAGUGAUUUAUAUUAUAUGAAACUUAUGUUUUUAGGUUUUAUUAUAUGAUAGUGAUACCGUAUUCCUUGUUUUC